Molecule: messenger RNA, 1034 nt
Organism: Protobothrops mucrosquamatus (brown spotted pit viper)
Lineage: Eukaryota; Metazoa; Chordata; Lepidosauria; Squamata; Viperidae
Gene: EFCAB11
Product: EF-hand calcium binding domain 11
Molecular function (GO): calcium ion binding
Source: RefSeq, a predicted model, not a curated record
UGCCGCUGACAACCCGCAUUUUGAUUGUGAAGAGUCGCUCCGUUGCUAAGGAAAGCUUCAUGCUAGUUGGCGGUGCCUCUGCUGUUGGCAAUGUGCGCGGCUCCUAAAGAAGCAGCGAAAUCAAAAGACUGCCCAGCCGAGAAGUACCGUAACAAGCGAUGGGUUAAGGCAUUUGAGGCAUGUGAUGAAAACAACAAAGGAUACUUAAGCCGAGAAGACUAUAAAGUUGCUAUAGUGAUGCUUUUUGGCUAUAAACCCUCAAAGAUGGAAGCGGAUUCAGCUAUGGCCUCUAUGAAACAAAAUCCAUUUGGAUUAUCACUUGAAGAAUUUUUAAAUCUUAUGACAACAAAGAAAGUUGCACACUUUUGCCAUAGUGAAAUAAGACGGAUAUUCAUGUCUUUUGACAGACAAUGUAAAGGUUUUUUAUCUUUUGAAGAUUUCAAAAAAGCUUUCAGUAUUGUUGCGCCAAAGUUACCAGAAAGGAUCAUUGUUGAAGCAUUCAGAAAUUUGUCUCAUCUUACCUGAAGUGCUAUUUGUUAUAAACUUGCAAAAGAACUACCGUUUCCAAAAGCUGCAAAACAUUUUUCUUCAGCCUUAGCAAAUCUACACAGGAUCCGAGGAAACAAAGCAGUCCUGUCCUUUCAAACUUCCAUGACAUGUAUUGAUUUUCUUUAAUUACUUCUUUAGUUUUGGUUCCUCUUCCUCAAUAUUUAUGCAAAAUUAAUUGAUACAGCUGAUGAAUUGCAUGGACAUGAAAAAAGAAAAACAAUGAAAAACUGCUUAAUUAAAUGAAAAACCCACUUUGUUUGAACACUUCAUUCCCAGAGUUCUGAUAUGCCCAUUACAGGCCAACCACAAUCUGGACAAACUAAAUCCAGUUUUCCUAUUCUGAGUUCAGAUAAUCUGGAAGUGGGAUUGGUUCUGGGUGUUCUGUAAAGAGGAAACAAUGGGAUUCAGAACAGUCUUGCCUGCAAAACCUGAAUAGCCAGUAGGGUACAGUAAUAAUAGCAAAGAGCUAAGAAAACUCUUGACAG